UAAAUAGUAGUUUAUGAAGAAAAAAAGAGAGUAAACUAACUUUAAUUAUAAUUGAUCUCUCUUAUCUCUCUUCUUCAGCACCGCCGACCCCACGCCCGGUGCCGGAAUCCAAAGUGCCGCCGUCUCCUUUUUCUUCAUACAAUCUUGAAGUUGUUUUUUAUUUCAAUAACUUAAUUGGAAAGUGUGUGGUAGUCAUGGUGGGAAAGAGGCCAAACAUUUUGGUGACCGGUACACCAGGAACAGGAAAGACAACCACAGCAACUGCGCUUGCUGAAGCCACUCAACUCCGCCACAUCAAUAUCGGAGAACUGGUCAAGGAGAAGAACUUGCAUGAUGGUUGGGAUGACGAGCUUGAUUCUUACAUUCUUAAUGAAGACUUGGUAUGUGAUGAACUCGAGGAUGUUAUGGAAAACGGAGGGAACAUUGUGGACUAUCAUGGCUGUGAUUUUUUUCCCGAGCGAUGGUUUGAUUACGUGGUUGUACUUCAGACUGAUAACACCAUUUUGUAUGACCGUUUGACCAGAAGAGGGUACAAAGAAUCGAAGCUUACCAACAAUGUUGAAUCUGAAAUCUUUCAAGUUUUACUUGAGGAGGCUAAAGAAAGCUACGCGGAGGACAAAGUUAUUGCAUUGAAAAGUAACACAAUUGAAGACAUUGAUAGUAAUGUUGCAACUCUGACAGAUUGGGUCAGAAACUGGUCUAUAUAGGGUAUGAUGAAAAGUAUUGGCAGGGUUUCACAUGUUUGAAUCUGCAAUAUUUUUGACAUAAUGUUAUGGGUUUUAAUUAGACA
Lathyrus oleraceus (garden pea) is the source of this 790-nucleotide messenger RNA. Its product is annotated as adenylate kinase isoenzyme 6 homolog. The record is from RefSeq and is a predicted model, not a curated record. The transcript is spliced from 4 exons. Gene Ontology annotation, molecular function: ATP binding; ATP hydrolysis activity; AMP kinase activity. The coding region runs from base 195 to 707 and encodes 170 amino acids. NCBI's taxonomy places the organism in Eukaryota, Viridiplantae, Streptophyta, Magnoliopsida, Fabales, Fabaceae. Gene Ontology annotation, cellular component: nucleus; cytoplasm.